Messenger RNA from Malus domestica (apple), 1442 nucleotides. RefSeq names its product phenylacetaldehyde reductase-like. The record is from RefSeq and is a predicted model, not a curated record. Lineage: Eukaryota; Viridiplantae; Streptophyta; Magnoliopsida; Rosales; Rosaceae. Gene Ontology annotation, molecular function: oxidoreductase activity, acting on the CH-OH group of donors, NAD or NADP as acceptor.
CUAUAUGUCUAAGAUAAACCUUCUUUCUGAGUUUCACACACAUAGAGAGAGACAGAGAGAGAGAGAGAGAUUUAAAGAGAGAAGAUGAGGAAGGUGGUGUGCGUAACAGGAGCCUCCGGUUACAUAGCAUCAUGGCUGGUGAAGCUCUUACUGCAACGAGGUUAUAUUGUCAAAGCCACUGUUCGUGAACCAAAUGAUUCAAGGAAAACAGAACACCUGCUCGCACUUGAUGGAGCAAAAGAAAGGCUUCAGUUGUUCAAAGCAAAUUUAUUAGAAGAAGGAUCUUUCGACCCUGCAGUCGAUGGAUGUGAAGGUGUUUUUCAUACAGCAUCGCCUGUACAACUUUCAGCCGCUGAUCCGCAGACAGAACUAACUGACCCUGCAGUGAAGGGCACACUCAAUGUCCUAAAAUCGUGCGUAAAAUUUCCUACUGUCAAGAGAGUGAUUUUAACAUCUUCCAUGGCGGCAGUCAUGGUGAAUGGAAGACCUUUGAACCCUGAUGUGGUAAUUGACGAAACAUGGUAUUCGGAUCAAGCAAUUUGUGAGCAGUUGAAGGAAUGGUAUUUUCUUUCAAAAACUUUAGCUGAGGAGGCUGCUUGGAAAUUUUCCAAAGAAAAUGGGAUUGACUUGGUUACAAUCAAUCCAUCAUAUGUGAUUGGUCCGCUCCUACAGCCAACUCUUAAUCUCUCUGUGGAGAUGAUUCUGAAUCUCAAAAAUGAUAUCCCAAGUAUAAUCAGUUCAAAUUAUCCAUCUAGUGAUGUCAGAGAUGUUGCCUUUGCUCAUGUUCAAGCAUUUGAAGUCCCUUCGGCUAGUGGCAGAUAUUGUUUCGUUGGCCAUGUUACACCCAUGUCCAAGGCUCUGAGUAUUUUACAUGAACUCCAUCCCACUUUUUUCCCACCUGAAAAAUGUGAUGAUGACAAACCUUGUGAACCAGGCUAUCAAAUAUCAAAGGAAAAAGCAAAAAGUUUGGGAGUUAAUUUUCUUCCAUUGGAAGUAAGUCUUAGGGACACUAUUGAAAGCCUCAAAGAGAAGGGCUUCCUCAAGCUUUGAAUUCAAGUGUUUGUUUCUGCACAAUCUCUCAAGAGACGGUGAACAUUACAUUGUUCAUGUUCAGAUUUCUAAAUUUAUCCGCAAUGGCGCACGAAUGUUCAGAAGUUGCUAUCAACUAUUGAUGCCUGAAUUUAAGAAAAGUUGUUUGAAUAUGUUUUUUCUUUCUUUGUACAAGCGAUAUUGGGGGAAGGAAGAAUCGAACUCAGGAGUCGGGACCUUCCAGGGGUGAAAACUCUGUAUCAGAGCAACAUACCCCUUGUUUGAAGAAAAAGUUUACCAAUUGAGCUACGUACCCUUUGGUUUUAUAAUAAAUGGAGCACUUAGUGGGCUUGCUAUCGCUAAUUGAACCAUAUUAUGCAUAUGUCAACAAAUAUCAACAUUUGCCGAAGCAA